AUGUCUUCCAACGUCUACCCCACCCACCCAAUCACCCUUGAUGCAACCAUCCCUCUCUUCAAGAAGGACCUCGAGGAUGUUCAUAUCAUCUACGACUAUGAUGCCAAGAAUCCCGAGACUGGGGUUCCUGAGAAGUGGCAAUAUGAGAUUUGGUUCUCCUCUUCUGACCGUAUCGUCUACGCCAUCCAUGGUGGACCGAUGGCUGGUCGUGUCAACUUCCAAACCGCUGGCUACCAAUGCAUCCGCGAGGGUGAACUUUGGCAAGUCAAUUGGCUCGAGGAGACUGGUACUAUCUGCUCUAUGGUCUACGAUAUUACCGCUGUCCCAGCCGAGGGUAAGAAGGGCAAGGUCACCACUCUGAUCGCCUUCAGCAAGGGUCACUGGGACAAUGAUAAGGGUUCAGCUCUCGGCGACAAGAGAAACGACCCCGACUUCUAUCGCUGGCAUGAACUCUCCAAGGAGGGUACCGCGAUCGAUCGCUGCCUCCUCCAAGAACAAGCCGAUGUCUCUCAUGCAUUCAAGGGACCAGGAGACAAGGCUUUAUACGGACUUGAUCCACUUGUGCCAAUCGAGCAUGAGUGGCAGACCAUCUUCCCUCCCAAGGAUGGUCCUAAGCUCGAGCAUUAA
Molecule: messenger RNA, 627 nt
Organism: Mollisia scopiformis
Lineage: Eukaryota; Fungi; Ascomycota; Leotiomycetes; Helotiales; Mollisiaceae
Exons: 4
Coding region: 1-627 (208 amino acids)
Molecular function (GO): carboxy-lyase activity
Source: RefSeq, a predicted model, not a curated record